GACGUUACACUUGCCACUUCCGGCGCUUGUCUGGCUGGUUGUUUGAAAUAAGGAGGCUGGCGGUAUGAAGCAUACUUUUAAUGCUUGAAUGGCAGGUUUAUUCAAUGAGGAUACACGCUGUGGAACAGGAAGGCUCCUAUAGAGUGUACCACGGGAUCUACUUCACUCUUUCUACCGUACUAUGUUCAAAAAGAUGACUGAAUUUGGUCCAGAUUCCGGGGGGCGAGUUAAGGGGAUAACCAUCGUGAAGCCGAUUGUGUUUGGGAACGUUGCCCGUUACUUUGGGAAAAAGAGAGAGGAGGAUGGACACACACAUCAGUGGUCUGUCUACGUGAAGCCUUACAGGAAUGAGGAUAUGUCUGCUUAUGUGAAGAAGAUCCAGUUCAAGCUACACGAGAGCUAUGGGAACCCUCUGAGAGUGGUGACCAAGCCUCCAUAUGAGAUUACAGAGACGGGCUGGGGGGAGUUUGAGAUCAUCAUCAAGAUCUUCUUCAUUGACCCCAAUGAGAGACCUGUGACUCUGUACCAUCUGUUGAAGCUGUUCCAGUCCGACUCCAGUGCGAUACCUAAGAAGACGGUUGUCUCUGAAUUCUAUGAUGAAAUGAUCUUUCAGGAUCCUACGGCCAUGAUGCAGCAGCUACUGACCACAUCGAGACAACUCACCCUGGGCGCAUACAAGCAUGAAACUGAAUUCAGUGAGCUGGAACUAAGGACCAAGGAAAAAAUGGAGACAGCAAAGAAGAGAACCAGCCAGGAGAUCACAGAGCUGAAAGACAAACUAAAAGCCAGCAGAGAAAACAUCAACCACCUGAAGGCAGAGAUCAGGAAACUGGAGGAGGACGGAGACCACAAGGAUCACUGAGACACGGACUAACAAACACAAAUAAGUAAUUAAGAAACAAGCCAUUGUUGUGACAUAUUUUAUGAUUAUACUUUUGUUUAUAUUAUUUCCUUUUUUUUACUUUUACACCAACACUCAAUAUCACAAAGCUCAGAGAAGACAUAAGAAUGAUUUCCCCACAAUUUACCAUAUUAGGUUUUUUUACUGCAGAACUGAAAAAAAUGAAAAUCAGAACUCUGUUGUGUUGUCAGCUGUCUUGCUUGUGGCUGAAACGAGGAUUUUGUGAUUGCUACUUAAUAUGACUUUUCAUGGUGUUCUUUUCUACCCAAACAAUGCUGGAUCACCAGGCUGUCCGGAAGAAUGUCAAAAUAAAUGUAAUUUUCUGAUAUGUUUUACAACAUUAAUCUUGUCAAUUCAUCUUCAUGUAAUUGAUCCUGUUUUGAAGAAAGCUUUUUCCAUGCAUCGCUGUGAGGUGAACCUGAGCAGAAGUCACAUACCUACCUGAUACCUACCUGAGAUAUCCACAUUUGUGUGAAUAGUUCUGAAUACGAAUAGCCCAUUUGUUGUAUUUUUUGCAGAUAUUUCAGUUUUUUUAUAUAAUAUAAUUGCCUCUCCUGUUGUAACCAUUUGGGUUUAAUGAGGGUUGAUUAAUAAAACAUGAUGGAAUAAAGGUGUUGUGCACACACUGUAAUGCAAUGAUUUAAGUAACUCCUAUAAUCCAUAUGGAGUAAGACUUACUGUUCAAAGAUGGGCAUAGCCAGGCAGACUAUGCAAGAUUUGGUGAAAUUUAUUAAAAACAUGUCUCUGUGCAAAGACUUAAAGCAUCACAAUAAACAUUAUGU
Anoplopoma fimbria (sablefish) is the source of this 1683-nucleotide messenger RNA. RefSeq names its product YEATS domain containing 4 (gene yeats4). The coding region runs from base 182 to 862 and encodes 226 amino acids. Gene Ontology annotation, biological process: regulation of DNA-templated transcription. NCBI's taxonomy places the organism in Eukaryota, Metazoa, Chordata, Actinopteri, Perciformes, Anoplopomatidae. The transcript is spliced from 7 exons. The record is from RefSeq and is a predicted model, not a curated record.